AUGUCUACUUCCACCUCCGUGUCUAUGUCUCGCUCUAAUAGCGUGUUUCAUAACGCGUUCCACAAUGCAAGCAGCCAGUUUGCUCAUGUUACUGACCCUAACGAACGCCGUCGCUUGGCCCUUGCGGAGAUUGACAAUGCCCGCUUUGGAUGGCGCCAUGUCCGUGCUGUAGUUGUGGCUGGGGUAGGUUUCUUUACGGAUUCCUACGAUAUCUUCGCUAUCAACUUGUGUUCCAGCAUGCUCGGAGUCGUCUUCUGGCAGGACGCCUUGUCUAAGCCCGGGAAGAUACCGUCUGAAGCCGACACCGCUAUUAAGGUGUCGACAUCCGGUGGUACCGUUGUUGGUCAGCUGGUAUUCGGCUGGUUGGCUGAUCAGAUCGGUCGGAAGCGCAUGUACGGUGUCGAACUGAUGAUGAUUAUUUUUGCUACCCUUGCCCAGUCUCUGUCUUCCGAUUCGCCUGCCAUGUCCAUCGUGGGAGUCUUGAUCUUCUGGCGUGUCCUUAUGGGAAUUGGUAUUGGUGGAGAUUAUCCGCUGUCUUCUGUCAUUACCUCAGAAUUUGCAACUACCAAAUGGCGUGGUGCUAUGAUGGGCGCCGUCUUUGCAAUGCAGGGAUUUGGUCAGUUUGCGGCUGCAGUUGUGGCCUUGAUCGUAACUUCAGGGUUCAGAAAGUCUCUAGAGACCGCUAGCUCCGUGGAUCAUUGCUCAGGCGUCUGCCAGCUUGCUGUUGACAAGAUGUGGCGUGUGGUUAUCGGGUUUGGUGCGGUCCCUGCUUGUAUUGCUCUUUAUUACCGGUUGACCAUUCCCGAAACGCCUCGCUAUACGUUUGACGUGGCUCGUGACGCUGUUAAAGCAGACAAGGACGCGCAUGCCUACCUUGAAGGAAAACGUGAAGGCAAUCUUGAUGCGGUUGAGCGCGCAGCUACGUUGCAAGAGAACAGCAUUGAACUUGCUACUCCCAAGGCAAGCUGGUCUGACUUCUGGGCGCACUAUUCGCAAUGGAAGAAUGGCAAGAUUCUCCUUGGAACUGCAGGCUCCUGGUUUUUCCUCGACGUUGCGUUCUAUGGCCUAGGCCUUAACAACUCGAUUAUUCUCGGUGCCAUCGGUUGGACGGGAGGACAUAACGUGUACGAGGUCUUCUAUCGUAAUGCAGUGGGCAAUCUGAUAUUGAUCUGCGCUGGUGCCAUUCCCGGAUACUGGGUUACAGUGGCCACGGUUGAUACCCUGGGCCGCAAGCCAAUUCAACUGAUGGGGUUCAGCAUUCUAACCAUCGUCUUCAUUGUCAUUGGAUUUGCGUUUGAGCCGCUCAAGAGAUCCCAUAACGGUCUCCUGGGGCUUUACGUCAUUGCGCAGUUCUUCUUCAACUUCGGACCCAAUGCCACGACUUUCAUCGUCCCCGGAGAGUGUUUCCCAACACGCUAUCGGUCGACUUCACAUGGGAUUAGUGCAGCUUCCGGGAAGAUUGGCGCGAUCAUCGCGCAAUGCGUGUUUGGCCCUUUGGUGCACAAGGGCGCGAAGUCGUCUGAUGAGUCUCCUUGGCUUAACCAUGUUAUGCAGAUCUUCGCGUUCUUCAUGCUGUGUGGGUGCUUCACUAGUCUUCUCAUCCCAGAGACCAAGCGGAAGACCUUGGAAGCUAUAACUGGAGAGGAGGAACAGCAAUCUUCUAAUGGCUCAAUUGCCUCGGAAGAAAACCACGCGAAGCAGGAGGAGGAAGGUCAACACAGCAGGCUCGAUAGCAGCACUGACAUCGAAGGAAAGUAGUUCAUUAAUAUGGAAGCCUAUCUGCAUUAUUAUCUACACAUAUGAAUAUCGACGGGGAUGGUCAGCAAUGGCAGUUCACGAGGGAAGUGCCAGUUGAGGUGUCGUAGUUAGUUAGUCACUUGUACCAUGGGAGAAGAAAGUCAAAUAAAAU
This is a messenger RNA of Monascus purpureus, 1909 nucleotides long. NCBI's taxonomy places the organism in Eukaryota, Fungi, Ascomycota, Eurotiomycetes, Eurotiales, Aspergillaceae. The record is from the annotation of a GenBank genome assembly.